This is a messenger RNA of Copidosoma floridanum, 765 nucleotides long. RefSeq names its product U4/U6.U5 small nuclear ribonucleoprotein 27 kDa protein yantar (gene ytr). Gene Ontology annotation, biological process: RNA splicing. The record is from RefSeq and is a predicted model, not a curated record. Lineage: Eukaryota; Metazoa; Arthropoda; Insecta; Hymenoptera; Encyrtidae. Gene Ontology annotation, cellular component: precatalytic spliceosome.
CAAAAAUAUGGAUUGUGUACGUCUGUACGUGUAGACUGUUGACUUAGGUUAUAGUAAUUUAAAAUAAUUAAGAGCUUGUAAUCGAGGUAAGUAGUUUGGUUUGUGUAAAUAAUAGUAAUGGGAAGAAGUCGUUCACCUUCGCCUAGUCGAAGACGCGAUAGAUCGCGUGACAGAUCCCGAGAACGAGAUCGGGAGCGUCGAAGAAGGAGAUCCAGAGAACGUCGGGAUCGGAGGUCUCCUGAGAGAGAUAGAGCAAGAUCAAGGGAUAGAGAUUUAGAUAGACAUAGGGAUCGCGAUAGGCAUGGCAGAUACAGUAGGUCCAGGUCUAGAGAAAAACCUGUCAGGUCUAAGGUCAAGCGUAAUGAGCGUCCCAUCAUCACAGAGGCUGAUCUGCAAGGAAAGACAGUAGAAGAGCAGCAAAUGAUGAGGACGAUGGGUUUUUGCGGUUUUGACACCACCAAGGGCAAAAAAGUUGAUGGCAACGACGUUGGUGCUGUUCAUGUGAUUUUGAAGCGAAAGUACAGACAGUAUAUGAACAGAAAAGGUGGUUUUAACAGACCUCUGGACUUUGUUGCAUAACAUUGCAACACACUGUAUUUUAUUUUUAUUAUUUGUAAUGUUUUUGUGAAUGAACUAAAUUGAGCUAACUAUUUUUAGUAUUAGGUCAUUCCUAUUUUUCACUCUAUAUACAAACAAAGUAAAAUUAAUCUGAAUAAUAGCAACCAUUUUAAUCUUCUUUUAUAAAUAAAUUAUAAUAGACAAUUA